GGAGUUUGUGAAGCCAACAGCAGCACCAUGUUCUACGGCUCUUCCUCUGGGGCCAGUAUGUCCCUGCCGUCCAAGAGCCGCCUGAAACGCCAGAGCAGGACCUUCACACAGGUCCUGUACCGUACUCUGAGUUACAGAGACCGGGUCCCAGUGGAAACUGGAACAAACACUCGCGGGGACCGGCGCUCGACGACUGAACCCCCGGAGCGACCGGCGGACGACCCCGCUGAACUCUCCACGCAGAGCUCGGCCCCCGGGGUGCUGAAGAUCUUCGGAGAUGAGAUUUGUGCCGGCGCCAACUACAAGAGCGUCCUGGCCACCCCGCGCUCCAGCGCGCAGGAGCUGGUCAAAGAGGCCCUCGAGCGCUACUCUCUGAACAAGAACGCGGCGCACUCGUACGUCCUGUGCGAUGUGAUCGGCCGCUUGGAGGGGGGAGGCGGGAUCGGAGAACUGGGGUGGCGGACUGAAUGCUUGCGCGCGCUGGGGGACAAUGAGAAGCCGCUGUUGCUGCAGGAGCUUUGGAAACCCCGAGAAGGACACGCUCGCCGGUUUGAGCUGCGCAGGAGAGCAGAGGUGGAGGAAUUCAACGCCAAGGAGAAGGACACCAUCACGGCUGGGCCCAAAACCUCCCAAUUCCUGGCGGCUCUAAUGGGUCGGUCCGGGCUGGGCAAACACAGGAGCUCCCCCCUGCGGUCUGGUCGAGUGGUACAGUCCAGUUCUAAAGAUAUUAACGCUCAGGCUCGUAAGCUCCAGAGGAACAGGGCGAAGGGGACGCUUACCCUGCCCCGAUCCAGCAACUCGUCCUUCUGCCGCAGCCUCAGCGAGACCAGCCUCAACCAGCUGGGAGUGGGAGACGAGCCCAAGCGUUACUACUCCACCCUGCCAGGGCCCUUAAGGGGUCGGGAACGUGAGGCGGCCUCCAGCGGCCGGAGGAAGGAAGAGGGGAGGCACUCGCUUUACCAGUCCGCGCACCUCCUGCUGCUGCAGGGAUACAACCAGCAGGACUGUUUGGUGUACCUGCUGAACAGAGAGCAGCACACUGUCGGUCAGGAGACUCCGUCAGCUCGCCCCAACAUCUGCCUCUUCGCUCCCGACAUCCUCCCCCUCCACUGUCGCCUGCGCCGAGUCCCCGCGCCCCGUCGCCAUGCCAACAUCAACAACAAGGGAGAGGAGCCGGGGGAGAGCCAGCGGUCCUGUGUUGCCGUUGAGCCGGUGCUCCACGCCACAGUUCUGGUGAACUUCUCCCGCUGCGAGCGCUCCACCACGCUGCGACACGGCGACCUGCUCUCCUUCGGAGCGCAUUACAUCUUCCUGUACAAGGACCCCACGGGCGCCAAGCCCUUGCCUGCUCAGACCUUGGCGCGCCUUCGCUCCCUCGGGCAGCUUUACGAUGCGGGGGUGGUGGUGGAGGAGGGCGAGGGCGGCGCUCAGACUUGUAAGAUGUGCGGUUCGGUGUUGAAGGACAGAGCGGCGCAGGUGUCCAGUGUUCCUGCAAUCAGACGCAGCUUCAAACCUCACCUGGUGAAACCCCGCAGCGGGGGGACGGCAGCGGGAGCACCCCAUAGUUUGUCCGGAGGGGAUGGAGGAAGAGGAGGAGGAGGAGGAGGAGGAGGAGGAGGAGGAGGAGGAGGAGGAGGAGGGGCAGGGGGAGGGGGUCAGAAAAGAAGGCUACAGCUGGAGUUUGACCCGACUCAUGAAGACCAGCUUUUGAACAGGAUUGUGUCUCUCAUCGAACCUGGAGGAGACGACCAUAAGCUGACACCUGCCUACCUGCUGUGUCUGUGCAUCCAACACUCGGCUUCAACCUUCCCACCUGGGAGCUUUGGAAAACUGCUGCUUAAGAUUGUCCGACGAAUCCAGACCAUCGCAUGGGAGAAGACAAAGGAUCUGGCUCAGAAGCAAGCUCAGCACCAGGACCCGUCCACCCUGUCUCUGCUCAGUAUCUCCGACUUGAUCCCAGACCUGCAGACCAUCUUCUUCUGGAUGUCCAACUCCAUCGAGAUCCUCUACUUCAUACAGCAAAGAGCACCAGCGUACACACACAGCAUAGAGACACUCCAAGGGUCAAAGGAGUCGCUGCUGUCUGCGACCAUCUCAGCCAACGAGGAGGCAAUGACUAUCUUGGAAGAAGUGAUCAUGUACACUUUCCAACAAUGUGUCUACUAUAUCACCAAGGCUCUUUAUGUGGUGUUACCAGGGUUGUUGGACUGUAAUCCAUUCCCAGUCGACAGCUCUGAGCCCUGCUGGAAAGGAGGUGUCGGGUUUCCUGAACCUGUACGCAGGGUCCUGCAGGUGUUUCAGAAUGGCCAGGAGCUGUUGCAGGGCUACCAGGUCCAUCCCGAGAUCCAGGCCCAGAUGUUCGCUUACCUCUUCUUCUUCUCCAACGUGUCGCUGUUUAACCAGCUAAUGGACAAAGGUCCAUCUCGGGGUUGGUUCCAGCGCUCCAAGGUGCUGCAGAUUCAGGCGUGUUUGCGGAUGGUCAUGGAAUGGGCCAGCAGGUCCGGUCUGGGACAUCUGGCUGACAAAUUCUUCACCAAACUCAACAGCACUGUGUCCAUACUGGCCACUCCCCCACAACAGCUCACACAGAUGAGUUGGCGAGCUUUGUCCAGUGAGCACUCUGCUCUGAAGCCGGUGCAGCUGCACAGGAUUCUCACCCAGUACCAGCUCACAGCAGAGAUAGGCCCCGUCCCAACAUGGCAACCCAGCAGCGAGGAUGAAGCGUAUAUAUACAGAACAGUGGACCUCCUGGAGAGCUUUGAAAACCACCCUCCCAUAGUGCUGCCCAGCGCCGGCUUCGGGGUGGACCUGGACAGCGAGUGUGUGGAAGACAGCAUCUACAGACAGCUGCUCUACAUCCGUCACUACCUGUGGGGGCUGCGCACCAAGACGCAAACGCACACCAACACUCCCAGUGUGCACACGCACUCCAAUGGAACCAACACGGCCGACUGGCCCGACGUUCAGAGGGAGUUGUUGCCUCCGGCCAACAGCAGCCCCCGGUCCGCGGGUCCUGGGGACGAGUUGACGGCAGAGACGGGAGAGGAGAGAGGACGAGAGAGGCCGCCGGGCCAAUCGCACACUCACAGCCUCCGAAGGAACGGCACCGUCCACCACACUCGGACAGCGAAUCCAGACCCGUCCUGCCUUUUGACCCCUCCCAACACCCCGCUGUACCCGGAAGGAGGAGGAGGAGGAGGAGGAGGAGGAGGAGGAGGAGGAGGAGGAGGGGGGGGGCAUAUCAUAGGCCCCAACACCCAGACUAACGGCUGCACCGGCAGAACGGCGGCAGAAUGCAAAAAGGCCAACGGGCUCAUCUCCAACGGACUGGAGGGGUGUAUUAGUGGGUGUGAGUUUCCUUUCCCUGUAUCCUCCCUUGGCGCCCCUCCCCUUGCUGAUGACUUGUGUGUGGUGUUUGUAGUGGAACUGGACAAGGGACCCUACGGACUGGGCAUGGGACUCAUAGACGGCCUGCACACUCCUCUCAACGCGACCGGCAUUUACAUCCGGACUCUGAUCCCCGACGGACCGGCUGCCUCCGACGGCCGACUGAGGAUCGGGGAUCGCAUCCUGGCUGUGAACGGGACCAGUCUGAUCGGAGCAGACUACCAGAGCGCGGUGGACCUCAUUCGUCUGGGAGGAGGUCGUCUCCGUUUCCUGGUGGCCAAAUCCGACCCCGACGUCUCGGAGAAGAUCAGCGCCUCCUCCUGCUGAUCCACCUCCUGAGCAACUGCACGACACACACACACACACACACACACACACACACACACACACACACGGGACCCGGAGAGGUAGGACCAGCGAGACGAAAAACGUGUGCACGAAAAACAUGAAAUAUGAAUGUGAAACCCGGCGUCGGUCCCACAGCACAAAGCCAAGCAAUCGAACCUGGAGAUGACGCUUCACGACUCCACAGCUGCCAGACCCGGCUUCCCUCAUGCCGACUCCCACUGGGGGUUUGUGUGACGGACAGAAUCUGUAACCCACGGCGACUUCAAAAAGGAAAAGUUGCCUAAUUAAUCAGCGUCUGUCUAACCGGCCGGUACGCGGGCUGAUGGCGUUUUUUUUAAAGCACAGUUGCUUCUAAUUUCUCUUUGGUCGGUUUUUCCUGUAUUUUAGAGAAGUCCAAAUGUAUUAGUAAUCGAGUCAUUAAGUAGCAUGGUAAGAUGGCUACCCAGCUGUCAGACAAAAGGGACUCUGAAACUGUUGGGACACCAACUGAAAAUGUAUUUGCAGACGGACAAGAGGACGCCGGAUGUUUUCCACGGUGCUUUUAGAGCGUCGUAUGUUUUAUAAUUCUGUUUUGUGAGCGACUCUCUCAGAGCAAUUAUCAACAAACUGAACAAUGUGUGUCUGAAUGUGGACUUUUGUAUUGGAGUGGGUGACGGAGGAAAGGAAACUUGAGACCUUCGAGGCCCGGCAGCGCUCCCGUUUCACUUUUAGCCUCAUCACUGGACUUUAUACCUCUACUGGAAAAAAAAAGAGAUGCACUCGUGAGGCUUCACGUGCACACGAGGAUGUGCAGCUGCUGUGGCACAUUGUUUAUUAAUUACUAAAUCAUCAAGAACAACGUGCUUCACUCCAGAGUUUCUUGAUGUGUGUGUACAAAGCUCACUUUUUGUUGUGAAUAUAUAUGCUCUACAUAUCUGGUUCUGAGGUGGUAAUAGUAGUUUGUAAAUAUUACACACGUGGUCGCAUAUUGUUUGGACAUUCAAAAAGAGAAGCUGAAAAUUUGGGAAUCACUGAUGGAAAGAAAAAUAACCGGUAUUUUCUGGAAUGACAGAAAUUAUAGUUAUGGAUUGUUUUUCUAAAUGUUAUUAAUGUAUAAGUACUAUGAACAGGAAUAAAACUGUUACUGCGCACACAGGUUGUUAGCUACACUGUUUCUGGGUGGCGUCUACACUCAACAAAAUAAUUUUACUGCUUGUGUCUAGCCGAGGUUAUUUUCUUUGCUGUGAGAACAAAACAGGAUUAUUUCACCACAAGUGUAUUAGGAUUGCGGCAGAAACCUCGGAAGCAUAUCAAAAAAAAAAAAAAAUCUAGGGAAGCGAAACCAAAACUAUCAGACUUAACAAGUUUUCAUGUUAAUUUGGCUGCACUUACUCUUUUUAAAAGAGUUCCAGCUAGAACAAUACCAGGUCACCUUUUUUAUAAAGUCCAGAAAAAGAAAGCCAUGAUUAGUCAGUUUUAUGCGGCCUGGCCUUCAUUCUGACCUCGGCUGUAUCGAGCUCCCCGGGGUGACCCUCAGCAGAAGCUGCCUCACUAGCUGCAGAGCGACUACAAAUACUUUCAGUAUUGAUUAUUCUUCCAGUCAAUCAUUAAAUCUGUAGCGUCGAAAAAAAAAAUAAAUUUCAAAAAAAAUUCCCAGCUUGUUUUGUCAGUCCAAAAAACAAGAUUACUUUUACAAGUAUUUAGAAAAAGAAAAGUACCAAACCCAAAUACUAUAUUAAACGAGCCAAUAUUUGUAUCUGAAUGAUCAAAACUAAUCAUUUAAUGUAACCGUCGGCAUUAUUGCUGCCGUCUGGUUCGCCAGCCAUUUCUAUUUGUGACUCCCAUCAGCUUUGUUUCCACUCUCCAGUUUUGAUUGUUUAUUUUAUUUUUUGUUGCAGUAACAGAAUUUUAUUUUUGUGCAUUUUAAAGUUUGUACGACAACGAUCUCAUGCAUGUCCAUUAUUUAUACUGUUGUGACAAUGAUGAUACCUAAAGAAUAAAGAUGGUUGGAUACCUG
Molecule: messenger RNA, 5731 nt
Organism: Cyclopterus lumpus (lumpfish)
Lineage: Eukaryota; Metazoa; Chordata; Actinopteri; Perciformes; Cyclopteridae
Gene: radil
Product: Ras association and DIL domains
Exons: 19
Coding region: 28-3714 (1228 amino acids)
Biological process (GO): substrate adhesion-dependent cell spreading; signal transduction; neural crest cell migration
Cellular component (GO): microtubule
Molecular function (GO): GTPase binding
Source: RefSeq, a predicted model, not a curated record